Molecule: messenger RNA, 1017 nt
Organism: Aspergillus fumigatus Af293
Lineage: Eukaryota; Fungi; Ascomycota; Eurotiomycetes; Eurotiales; Aspergillaceae
Source: RefSeq, a predicted model, not a curated record
AUGGCUACCCCCGCUCGCAUUUUCCUUACAGGUGCUUCGGGCUACAUUGGAGGCGAUGUCCUUUACGCGUUACGAUCCGCUCAUCCCGAGUAUAGCAUUUCUGCUCUGGUGAGAGACGCAGACAAAGCUGCGAACCUGUCUCAUGCCGAUCCAAACAUUCGAGUCGUCUGUGGUGAUCUUGAUUCCACGUCCCUGAUUGAAGAGGAAGCUCGUCAGGCCGAUGUGAUCGUUCAUACAGCCAGUUCUAGCCACAUUGAAAGUGUUAUGGCUAUUGCUCGGGGUCUAGCUCAGCGAAGUGAUCCCGGCUACUGGCUUCAGAUCUCGGGCGCAAGUGUCCUUUCGAUUACUGAUAUUGUCCAUGGCACCUACGGCGAAGGAAGCGACGGGAUCUUUGGCGAUGUCGACGAUGUCGAUGUGGUCCGCGAGAUUAUUCGCGACAAUGCGACUCGCCGUGCAGUCGAUAACUUUAUUCUCAAUCUGAGCGGCCCCAGGACAGCUCUUGUGUUUGCACCGAUCAUUUACGGACGCGGUCGAGGCAUCAUCAAGCAGCGGAGUGUUCAGAUCCCUGAGCUUGCGAGAGUCGCCAUUGAAACCGGACGAGCGAUCCAAGUGGGCAAAGGUGAGAGCACUUGGAGCAACGUCCAUAUCUCCGAUGUCAGCGAUCUGUUCGUAAAACUGGUUGAGAUGGCGGUCCAGAAAAAGACAGACGAGCACAUGUGGAAUCAGGAGGGCCUGUAUUUCCCCGGCAACUCUAUGCUGAGCUUCAAGAUGAUCUCCCAGUUGCUUGCUCAAACAGCCCACCGCCUUGGUUUGAUAAAGUCACCUUUAGUCUCUGAGAUCGGCCACGAGGAGGCAAACAAGUUAUCUCCUCAUGGGGGGGUUCUGUGGGGCACGAAUGCUCGCCAGAACAGUCAGCGGGCCAGACAAUUGCUGGGAUGGUGUCCAAAAGGCAGGAGCCUGGAGAGUGAUAUUCCUGAUACAGUGGAGGAGGAGGCAAAGCGACUGGUGAAAAUAUAA